Molecule: messenger RNA, 1907 nt
Organism: Danaus plexippus (monarch butterfly)
Lineage: Eukaryota; Metazoa; Arthropoda; Insecta; Lepidoptera; Nymphalidae
Product: carbohydrate sulfotransferase 11
Exons: 3
Coding region: 292-1428 (378 amino acids)
Biological process (GO): carbohydrate biosynthetic process
Cellular component (GO): membrane
Molecular function (GO): sulfotransferase activity
Source: RefSeq, a predicted model, not a curated record
UAAAAAUUAUUUAAAAAGAUGUAACUAGUUUUAUCAUGUUAAAUAAAUCAUGGCGUCGAGAUAAAAACAAAAGGCUGGCGUCGAGCGUCUGGAUCGCAAAAUCAUUAAAUCCGCUCAUGCUCCGUGAGAGGAUGCUGUGACUCACCGCCACAAGUGAUUCUAACACACGUCUAAAUACAGUGGCGCGAAAAAUGUUCUAGCCCUAUACUUAAAACGUAAUUAUAUUAAUUUUCUCAAUAAUUUUCUUGUACGUUUAUAUAAAAGUUUCUCAAUACCACAUGACGCGCCAUAAUGUUAUUCCCAAUGAAGAGGUUCCGGACGCGGAUAAAAACAAAGGCAAUGCCAUGUUUGAGAUGCGGGGCGAAGACCGCUACUUUCAUUUUUUGGGCCGCUCUCUAUGUGGCCGUCAUGAAAGUGACGUUUUUAAGGAACAACGACAACGAAGAUGCGAAGGAAUUAUCGAUGGAACCUGACAAUUAUACUAAGUGGCUGAUGCAAGGUCCUGUAUUGGGUGACGAUGAGGAACAGGUCCAAAGCAACAGCGAUUGGCUCGAACCGGAUAACACUACUAUAAACGAGCUUGAACAACGUGUCAACAAGGUUAAAGAGACUUGCCAUUUAAGAUCUCUUGACGGUCAAACUAUUAACAGUAAAGAAUUCUUCGUGGAUCACGCUCACAAUCUUGUUUGGUGCAACAUAUUUAAGGCGGCCAGCUCUUCGUGGUUAUAUAAUUUCAAUAUAUUAGGUGGAUAUGACAAAGCUUUCCUCGCUCGGACUAGACACACGCCAUUGACGUUGGCGCGUAGAAAAUUUCCAAGGCCUACUGAAGAAGAACUAAGAGACGCUAUUGAUACCCCAGGAGUGUUGUCGCUAUUGAUUGUAAGGGAGCCUUUUGUACGAUUGUUGUCCGCCUACAGGGAUAAACUGGAGAAUAUAACGCCUCCGUAUUACAGAAAACUAGCCAGAGCUAUUGUGGCUGAACAUAGAGAAGCUGCGACGAAAGUUUUAGGACCGAUAAAGUCUUUUGGUCCAACGUUUUACGAAUUCGUCGCCUAUCUCAUUUCGAAAUAUGAAUCUGGAACUUUGACCUUCGAUGAGCAUUGGGCGCCAUUUUACCAAUUCUGUUCUCCGUGCGCCCUUAAUUACACGGUAGUGGCUAAAGUUGAAACGCUAUCGAGAGAUUCGUCGUAUGUAGUACAACAACUAGGACUGGGCGAUAUUUUAGGACGCAGAGUUAUUAGUCGUAGAACGCGUCUCAGAACUGUCAUGAACAAAUCGAGGGACGGAAAAAACACAUCAGCGCUGAUAAAACACUAUUUCCGACAGCUGGACAUGGAUAUGCUAGAAAAAUUAUUACUUAUUUACGGCAUAGAUUUCGAAAUGUUUGGAUAUAAUUCAGAUAUAUAUCGAAGUUAUGUGAGAAAUUAAAAAAAAAAAGUUUGCUCAUGUUUCUCAUUGUAUUAUUUUCAAAUCACACUUACUUGAUAGUACAGUCAGCAAAAAGAUGUAAUCGCUGAAAGUUAUGAGACCAGACGAGCCCAGCUUGUAAAAAAUUGAGUCCUCGUCGAGAUCCAAGUUGAGGCGAUGACUUACAGUCUGUACAAACACAUAAAAAUUAAAUUAUGACACAUUACCUGAAUUUCUCUGAUACAAUUCUUCGGAAAGCGCCUAAAUUUAAAAUCACAAAUUGCAUCUAAUUAUAAUAUGCAUACAAUCUAAAACUAUUUUUAUACUUAAGCUAGAAAUUAUAAACUAUCAUGUUGUUUCUUGUUUAUAUUUCAUUAUCAGUAGAGCUACAGAAAAAAAUAUCUGUAUACGCAUCUACUGCACCAUUCAUAGGUAACCUAAGAAGUGCAUGCGAAAAAAAUCAAAGGCGUUUAAGCUGAGAAUAAACCGUGGAAUGGUAU